AAACCCCUUCUUCUCUCUAAUCCAUCCAUCCAUCCUGCACUGUUAAACAACAAUAAUAAUCUCUCUCUCUCUCUCUCUCUCUAUCUAUCUACUUUUUUGUUCCAAUCAAUCAGUCUCUCCAUUUGAAGAAAAGAUGGUUGUUGUGGAUGGGAUUCAUGGGAACAACAGAGGUAAUACUUGCAGCAGCGUGGACUCUAAAGAAUUACGUGAAGAAGAUAAUCUGGAUUUAAGGAGAGGUCCAUGGACGAGCGAGGAAGAUCUGAAGCUCAUGAAUUACAUUGCUAAUAACGGCGAAGGAAGAUGGAACUCUCUCGCUCGUUGCGCAGGACUUAAUAGGACUGGAAAAAGUUGCAGAUUGAGAUGGCUUAACUAUCUCCGCCCCGACCUACGUCGCGGAAACAUCACUCUCCAAGAACAACUCAUGAUCCUCGAACUUCAUUCUCGAUGGGGAAAUCGAUGGUCGAAGAUAGCGCAGCACUUGCCAGGCAGAACCGACAACGAAAUCAAGAACUAUUGGAGAACUCGGGUCCAAAAGCACGCGAAGCAGCUCAAAUGUGACGUCAACAGCAAGCAAUUCAAGGACACCAUGCGUUAUCUAUGGAUGCCUAGACUUGUCGAGAGAAUCCAAGCCGCUUCAGCCACAACCACCACGACCGCCGCCGCCACCCCCCGGCUAGUGAGCUUACCCUGCGAAAGUGCACACACGAUCUCUUCGAGUACUUACACUCCAGAGAACUCCAGCACUACUGGCACUUCCUCCGACUCGUUUGGGACUUCGACUCAGGCUUCAUCAGACUUGGGCGUGGAGUAUAAUUACAACAAUAUCCCGGUUAAUCACAACCUUAAUCUGGAUCACUAUCAAGCCAAUCAAGGCGGUAAUUAUCAGGACUUCGCUGUUAGUACUGAUCUGUCCGGGUAUUACGGUACUCAGGGAUUGGAUUUUCAGGAACAGAACAACGUUAAUCCAUGUUUGAACAGUGAGGACACAUCGGACAUUCUUUGGAAUAUGGAGGACAUUUGGUUCUUACAACAGCAACUCAACAGCAUGUGAACAGUUGGAAAAAUUAAAAAGAAAAAAACAAGAAGAAGAAGAAGAAUUAUUAUAGAGAAAACAAAUUAGGAUAAAUAUAUGCAUAGAGAAAAUUGGGAUACAAGUUCCAAUUGUGGAUUAUUAGUAUUGGUAUUGUUAUUCUUGACUUUGUGUUUCUUUUUUCUUUCUUUUGUUUGUUUUGGGGAGGUUGUUGUCAAUUUAAUUGGUUAAUCUCAUUCUUUCUUUGAUAUUUAUUACUA
Molecule: messenger RNA, 1290 nt
Organism: Tripterygium wilfordii
Lineage: Eukaryota; Viridiplantae; Streptophyta; Magnoliopsida; Celastrales; Celastraceae
Product: transcription factor MYB108-like
Exons: 3
Coding region: 134-1051 (305 amino acids)
Biological process (GO): regulation of DNA-templated transcription
Cellular component (GO): nucleus
Molecular function (GO): DNA-binding transcription factor activity; sequence-specific DNA binding
Source: RefSeq, a predicted model, not a curated record